Molecule: messenger RNA, 1122 nt
Organism: Sorghum bicolor (sorghum)
Lineage: Eukaryota; Viridiplantae; Streptophyta; Magnoliopsida; Poales; Poaceae
Product: peroxisomal membrane protein 11-4
Exons: 1
Coding region: 279-968 (229 amino acids)
Biological process (GO): peroxisome fission; regulation of peroxisome size
Cellular component (GO): peroxisomal membrane
Source: RefSeq, a predicted model, not a curated record
CAAAGAUGAGGGGAGCUUUCCUGCUACAUGGCUCCCCAGUCCCCGCUCCUCAUCCCCUCUCAAUCCUCAUCACCACCACAAAACAACACUUCUGGACUCUGGAGCAUCCUGGCCAAGUACCCGUCAAGGGCCUAGCUCUAUCCGAAGCCAAACCACACGCCCAUUUUCCCACUCCCGCCUCACCCUCACGCUUGUAUGCGCACGCGUUGUCGUCUUGCUUCUCGCCAAGCCCCACGCAGCGUCUACUGCUCGUCUAGCCAUCGCGUCGCGCGCCAGACAUGGGCACCGGCGACACGCUCGACAAGCUGGUGGUGUUCCUGGCGAAGCGCGAUGGCAUCGACAAGCUGGUGAAGACGUUCCAGUACGUGUCCAAGCUGGCGCACUGGGGCGCCGAGUCGUCCUCCCUCCCGGAGCUCGCCAGGCGCGCCAAGAGCUGGGAGACGGCGUCCGGGCUGAGCCGCAAGGCGUUCCGGUCGGGCCGGUUCCUGACGGGCUUCAACGCGCUGCGCCGGGGCCCGCCGCCGCCGGGGGACGAGUUCGGCGCGCUCGCCGUGCUGGCCAACGCCGGCGAGAUGGUCUACUUCUUCUUCGACCACUUCACGUGGCUGUCCCGCGUGGGCGUCCUCGAUCCCUGGAUAGCUCCCCGGGCCAGCUACGUGUCGGCCUUCGGCGAGGCCGUCGGCUACGUCUUCUUCGUCGCCAUGGAUCUCAUCAUGAUCAGGCGGGGCCUGCGGCGGGAGAGGAAGCUGUUGAAGGAGAAGGACGGCGGCGAGGACGCGGAGAAGGAGGUGCGGAGGAUCCGGGUGGACAGGGUGAUGCGGCUCAUGGCGACGGCGGCCAACGCCGCCGACUUCAUCAUCUGCAUCGCGGAAACCGAUCCCAACCCGUUCUGCAACCACGCCGUCACGCUGGGGAUUAGCGGCCUCGUCUCAGCGUGGGCCGGCUGGUACAGAAACUGGCCCUCGUGAGCUGGGCCGGGUCAGCCCAUGUGCAUGUUUUUCUUACUAUUUCGCUAAGCUGGCAUACUCAUGAAGUCAUGAAAGAUAGUAGAACCAUGUAAAUUGUUAUAUGCUCCAAUGGAAUAUCGAAAUAAUAAAUUAUUAACAUAGCGUUAAUAGUGCA